Striga asiatica is the source of this 521-nucleotide messenger RNA. The record is from the annotation of a GenBank genome assembly. NCBI's taxonomy places the organism in Eukaryota, Viridiplantae, Streptophyta, Magnoliopsida, Lamiales, Orobanchaceae.
GGCUAGGCAAUGAGACACUGCCCACAUCAGAGAGUGACACUCCAUAGAAAUCAAGCUUCAAGUCGACAAUGGUUUUGCUGAUGAAGAGAGAUGGAGGGAUUGUAUCAAAAUUAAGUGCAAGAUUCCGGAUAUUACGGUCGAUGGCAGUUCUGACAUUGAGAGUAAAAGUAUCCAUUGUUUUUGCCUUGUGCCGCAAUAGAACCCUAUGGAUGAUGUCUGAGAAGUCCAAACAGGGUACAUGGGCCCAUAGAAACCUCCAUCUUUUUCCGAGAACACUUGUCGCCACUGAGAACUUUGUCUCGAGAAAAGAGAGAAUGUGGCAUAUGACGACAUCUGGCAAGCUGCUGAGCCUAUCGAUCGAAGCCAUGUUUUGCUCUCCAUCCGAAAACUUUAGGCGCUUUCCACCUGAUUGUUUGGUUUUCUCCAUUUCUGACAAAGGGUACCUGAUUCUUACAACUACAACCAAGGGAGUAGCAGUUAAUUCUAAGUCUAACGUGAAGAAGAUGAGGAGACAAAAAUGA